Molecule: messenger RNA, 2778 nt
Organism: Daucus carota subsp. sativus
Lineage: Eukaryota; Viridiplantae; Streptophyta; Magnoliopsida; Apiales; Apiaceae
Exons: 4
Coding region: 228-2531 (767 amino acids)
Molecular function (GO): protein binding; zinc ion binding
Source: RefSeq, a predicted model, not a curated record
GGUAUACAGUAUACCGUGUAUAGAUCCUCUUAGUUUCCGAGGAGCCUUUUCUCCGGCGAGAGUGAACAGAAAUUCCGCUCAGUCCACAACGGAGGUAAAUUUUCACCUCCGAUUCGAUAAGCUUUCAGCUAAAAUAUUCUCUUGGUCCAGUUUCACGCUUGAUAUACAAGUUUCUGGGUUCAGUUUACUAAAUACCUGUACUGUUUCCUGGCUUUACUACAUGAAAGAUGGCAUUGAAGAAAGUCAUAGCUAUAUGUCAGUCAGGGGGUAAUUUUGAGACUGGGAAGGAUGAUUCUAUGUCUUAUAUAGGGGGUGAAGCUUAUGCAAUUGAUCUUGAUGCACAAUCCCAGUUAAGCCAUUUUAAGGAAGAAUUAGCUGAAAUGUUUCAGUAUAAUGUUGAUAGCUUGUCAGUCAAGUACUUUCUCCCUGGAAACAGAAAGACACUCAUCACAAUAUCUAGAGACAAGGAUCUGCAGCGGAUGGUAAAUUUCUUUGAGGAAUCUGGCCAAGUGGAGUUGUUUAUUUUGUCUAAGGAAGGUACUUCUCAAGAUGUGGUAAACGCACCUCUGAUUAGUUCAAGUAGAGCAAACACAGAAGGCAUGAAUAUUUCACAUGAAAUAUUAAAUAUCGCUGAAGCUGAUGGUACAACUGAUAUAGAAAUGGACACCGCAAAUGGGUUAACGCGAAGCCUAGUUGUUAGUGGUACCACAGACGAUAAUUGUCGCAACAUUGUAAUGCAGUGGGAAAAUAUUAUCACUGGUGUUGACCAAAGAUUUUCUGAUUUCACUGAGUUUCGUGAUGCUCUGCAUAAAUACUCAAUUGCACAUGGAUUCACUUACAAAUUCAUCAAGAAUGAAAGUCAGCGUGUAGCUGUUAAAUGCAAAGCAGAAGGCUGCCCAUGGCGUAUAUGGGCAUCAAUGGUAUCUGGCACACAGCUAUUCUGUAUAAAGAAAAUGAAUUCUACACAUACAUGUGAAGGAGCAGCCGUAAAAGCCAAGCAUCGGGUAGCAAGGGACUGGGUAGGAAAUAUAAUAAAGGAGAAGUUGAAAGUUUCUCCAAAUUACAAGACAAGAGAUAUUGUCGGUGAUAUCAAACGAGAAUAUGGAAUUGAAUUAAACUAUUCUCAGGCAUAUCGUGCGAAAGGACGUGCAAGGGAGAAACUGCAUGGUUCUUAUAGAAAGGCGUACAGUCAAUUACCACUUUUCUGUGAGAAGAUAGUGGAAACAAAUCCAGGUAGUGUUGCUACAUUCACUACAAAGGAGGAUUCAAGCUUCCAGCGUCUAUUUGUUUCGUUUUAUGCCUCAAUAUCUGGUUUCCGACAAGGAUGCCGGCCUCUGAUUUUCCUUGACUAUACACCUUUGAACUCAAAGUACAAGGGUAUGUUGCUAUCUGCUACAGCAGCAGAUGGGAAUGAUGCUUUCUUUCCUUUGGCUUUCGCUGUAGUUGAUGAGGAGAGUGAUGAAAACUGGCAUUGGUUUCUAUCCCACCUGAAAGAUGUAGCCUCCACAUCCCAACGGAUCACAUUCGUAGCAGAUUUUCAGAAGGGUUUAGUAGAGGCAUUGCGUGAAAUCUUCGGUGGAGGGGCCUUCCAUGGAUAUUGUUUACAUCACAUUGCUGAGAAACUUAAUAAAGAUUUGAAAGAGCCAUUUUCUUAUGAAGCCAGACGUCUCAUGGUCCAGGAUUUGUAUGCUGCUGCUAGGGCAUCAAAACUUGAUGCUUUUGAGCGGUGCACUGAAAGCAUGAAAGCUAUAUCUCCUGAAGCCUACAAUUGGGUUAUACGUAGCGAGCCAGAUCACUGGGCAACCGCCUUUUUUGGAGGAGCAAGGUAUGGUCAUAUUUCAUCUGAUUUUGGACGACCGUUCUACAGUUGGGUAUCCGAUGCAAAGGAAUUGCCAAUAACUCAGAUGGUUGAUUCAUUACGAGGUAAGCUGAUGGAGUUGUUUUAUAAACGGAGGAUUGAUUCUAGUCAGUGGGAAACAAAGCUAACGCUAUCUAUGGAAGAAAAAUUAAAGAAUGAGAUUUCAAAAGCACACUCACUUCAAGUAACUCAUUUACAUGAUAGCACAUUCGAAGUUAGAAGUGAAUCUGUUGACAUAGUUAACAUCGAGCAUUGGGACUGUAGCUGCAAAAGUUGGCAAAUAACUGGGUUGCCAUGUUGCCACGCCGUUGCUCUUAUUAAACUUCUUGAUAGGAGUCCCUAUGAUUAUUGCUUCAGAUACUUUACUGCUGAGAGUUAUCGUGCUACAUAUUCAGAGUCGAUUAAUCCUAUACCUAAUGUAGAGGGAACAGUGAUGAGUGAACCAACGGAGACAGCUUUUAUUGUAACUCCUCCACCAACUAAAAGUCCAAGUCCAAAGGUGGGGAAGAGAAGGAAGCAGGACGGUACAUUUGAUAUAAUUAGACGCACACUCCAGUGUAGCAAGUGCAAAGGCCUUGGUCACAACAAGAGAGCAUGCAGCAAGGUCAGCGAAGACGGUGAAGAAUCAUCAGGUCCUUCCCCCUCAAUAGAUGUUACAACAGAGGAAAGUUGAGAGGACUAUAUAGGUGAUGUCUAGUAUCUUUUCAUUGUAUGUAGUCCGUCUGAAGUAGGGUAAUUCUGUGACCUCCUGUAUCUAAUUAUGCUCAGUGAUAUUCAUCCUCAAGUCUUGAUGUUGUUUAUGCAAUUUUUUUGCGAACUAUCCCUAAGAAUCUUAGAGAUGAGAAUGGAACUAAUGAUUAAAAUAGGAGCUUCUCCAAUUUAUUUAUUUUUAUCAUAAAAUGGAAACCUUAUUUACAGUU